GCGACAAGAACACUUUUGCAAUGUCCCUCCCAACUCUUACUCGCUUGUGCUCACGACCACUACUCGCCAAUAGCUCUAGAUCCUUUGCGCCACUUCGAUCUUCUCGCUUCUAUUCCUCCGAGAGCGAGUCAGCAUCGUUGUCUGAAGGCGAAAAGCAUAUUUUCGACAAGCUGACAAAGGAACUAUCACCUGCACGUCUCCGAGUUGUCGAUGUUUCUGGUGGCUGUGGAUCCAUGUACGCCAUCGACAUUGCCAGCGAGCAAUUCAAGGGCCUCUCCAUUGUCAAGCAACAUAGAAAGAUCAACGAAAUCUUGAAGGAAGAGAUUAAGGGGAUGCACGGUUUGCAGCUCAAGACGGCCAGCAAUUAAAAAAAAUAAUCAGGGACGCUUGUCUCCUCUUUUCUUUAUUUAAAACAUGCGGAUACUGUACAGUGCAAGACCAUGACCAUGCAACGCCAAUUAUUUUGCUCUCAGUUCCUGAAACUGUGAUUGUAGCUGCAUAAUCUGUUAUAGAUGCAUCCCCCUUGUGUUAGUACAGUGUCUCCAUUAUGAACAUAGACUGCGUAUUUAUAAAACAAAAAAAAGUUACCUCUGUUCUCUUCUUUUCUGACUUUUGGGUCAAGUCUUGGAGCUGUGCUUCAACGCGUUUUCUAUUGGUGUAAAGCAAGUU
Molecule: messenger RNA, 669 nt
Organism: Umbelopsis ramanniana AG
Lineage: Eukaryota; Fungi; Mucoromycota; Umbelopsidomycetes; Umbelopsidales; Umbelopsidaceae
Exons: 3
Coding region: 21-368 (115 amino acids)
Source: RefSeq, a predicted model, not a curated record